GAGAGUGUGUGAGAGAGAGAGAUAGAGAGAGUGUGUGUGAGAGAGAGAGAGAAAGAGAGUGUGUGUGAGAGAGAUAAGAGGAGGAGGAAGGGUCGGUUAGGGUUUUCCAGUAAAUAGUACUUUCACAUUCAACGGUCACUGGAGAAGAAACCAAGUAUGCCGCUCGCCUAACAGAAUACAGUGUCCUUCACUGAGGGACGCUCAGGGAUUAUUACGGGGAAUGGAGAUUGUAAUACUUGUUUCAUUAUUGUCUCUGUAUUGUGACUUCACCGAUGCUGAGUGCCUGGUGGUCAGUCCUGCCAGGCUGGUGGUGAAGCAUGGAGACCCAGCCUCCUCUAACUGCAGCUCAGAUACCCCUGUAGAGAUGGGCUGGGAAGCCACCCAGGGAGGGGUUGGUCUAACAGACAACAAGGUGAAGUUCCUACGCUGGAGGGUGGACAGUGUGACUGAAUGGUAUAGCACACCUACAUGCUACACAGAAGGAGGCCUGUGUCAGAAACAGCUGAACAUCACAGUUUAUAAGCUUCCAGACCGUGUCUCCAUCAGCUACAGGAAGUACCCUGAUCCGAUGGUUGAGGGGGAUCAGUACCUGUUGCAGUGUCUUGUCCAGAACAUCGCUCCUAUCGGGAGACUCACGGUGACCUUCUACAAAGUCUCUACCAAUGGUGAACGGACAGUGUUAUACACACAACCACUGAACAACGACAUUCACCAAUUGAACAAUGACAUGAGGCGACCGGUAAACGAGAGCUAUUCCCUGCAGUUCUCCCCCACUAGUGUUGACGACGGGGCCCAGUUGUUGUGUUCAGCCAUGUUGGAUCUGGGACCAGAGGGACCCCAACCUCCUCCUGUAAUGGACUCAAACCGCCUCAACACCAACGUGCACUACAAGCCUCAGAUCACUAGGAGUCCUGGAUGUUUCUCCAUGAGCAUCACGGAGGGCGACACCUUAUCACUGGCCUGUAGUGUAAAUGUGGACUACCUGCCCAUCAUUGCAGGACUGGCUUCGAUGGUGAUCCUCUUGGUGAUCUCUUGUUUCAUCUACUCUUCUUACUAUAAACACAGGCGCAUGAGCCAUUAACAGCUGAAAAUCAUGUUGCCACGACGACACAAGAACAAACACGUGG
Molecule: messenger RNA, 1127 nt
Organism: Oncorhynchus gorbuscha (pink salmon)
Lineage: Eukaryota; Metazoa; Chordata; Actinopteri; Salmoniformes; Salmonidae
Exons: 6
Coding region: 221-1081 (286 amino acids)
Biological process (GO): cell adhesion
Molecular function (GO): integrin binding
Source: RefSeq, a predicted model, not a curated record